AUGAAUGAUAAAACAUUGUGCAAGAAUGAAGAUUAUUUGAAUCAAGCAAUUGCUGUUAUUAAACAUAACAAAGAAUUUAGUAAAAGCAUGCUAAAUACUAUUUUUGCAAUUUUGUUUCCUAUUUUAAUCGUUCUUAUCAUUUUUGUGGUUGUUGUUUUAUCAAUAAUUCGUUGCAAGAAACAAAGAAUAACACUUCCAAAGUGUACUAUUGAUCUUUACACUUUAACAAAAAAAGCAGAUGAGUGGGAAAUCAGUCCAGAAUGUAUUGUUUUAGAUAAGAAAAUUGGUAAAGGGGCUUUUGGCACUGUCUUUGUUGCAAAAAUCAAUGUAAAUGUUCUUGCUAAAACAAAAAGUGUUCUUCAAAAACUUGAUUCUUCUUUUCGUGAAAGUAAACAUCUUAAUGUUGCUGUUAAACUUUUAGGAGUUAACUAUAUAUUGUUUUCUAUGUUAUUACAACAAGUGUUUGUUUCUCUUUUCAAAUCAGGAGUAACAGUUGAGUACAAUUUCAAAAAUAAAUCUAAUGAAAAGAAUUGGGUAAAUCAUAAGAAUAUUGUGAAUAUAAUAGGUUGCUCUACAAUAAAAAAACCUUUAUGUUUGAUUGUUGAGUUUAUGGAGAAUGGAGAUUUGUUACAUUAUUUAAGAAAUAAGCGCAACAAAGUUUGCUUGCCUCAAGUCGAUUCAGGAUUAUCUAUUGGCGAAAGAGAUUAUAGAGAAUCAACAUUAGGCUUUCCAAAUUAUGAAAAAUCCUUUGAGGCAACAUCAACAAAUGAAAAUACUAAAUCUGAACUAAUAAAUUUUAAAUAUGAUUUAACAAUAAAUGAUGAAUAUUUAAAUGAAUAACACAAUGAUUUACAACACAAGAUGUUGAUAACACAAGAUGAUUUACUUAGUUUUGCAUGGCAAGUGGCUUCAGGAAUGGAAUAUCUUUCUACUUUAAAAUUGGUACAUCGAGAUCUUGCUGCUAGAAAUGUAUUGAUUGGCACUAAUAAUAAUGUUAAAGUAUCCGAUUUUGGUCUGACAAGAAAUGUAAGUGAUGACUUAAUAUAUAUGAGCAAAAAAACUCAUCGUUUGCCGGUCAAAUGGAUGUCAAUCGAAGCUUUAUCUAAUCAACUGUUUACGACAUAUAGUGACGUGUGGUCUUAUGGCGUUGUUUUGUUUGAAAUUGUUACACUUGAUAUGAUGUUAUGUUGCACUGUUGGAAUGAAGAUCCAUUGCAGCGACCAAAUUUUACAGAGUUACGUGAACACCUUGAAAAUAUUAUAUCUCAAGAAGAUUAUUACUUUAGCUUUGAAAUCAACGAAGAAAACGCUUAUUAUAACAUUUCUUCCUUCAAAAGUCUUUCACCAGAAACAAGUAACGAUUUUUUGCCACAAGAGUUAUUUCAAGAUGAAAUCCGUGGAUGAAUUGAAUAAUAAUGCCACGUACAUUAUAAACAUUUAUUUAUCUUACGGAUGCAGGUGUAAACUAAUAAUUUUAUAAAUAUGUAAGUUAUAAAUUUAGAAAAUUAUAUCUUUUCACCCCAGAUGGUCUUGCUUGUUA
Hydra vulgaris (swiftwater hydra) is the source of this 1539-nucleotide messenger RNA. The record is from RefSeq and is a predicted model, not a curated record. NCBI's taxonomy places the organism in Eukaryota, Metazoa, Cnidaria, Hydrozoa, Anthoathecata, Hydridae.